AUGCUCAAAGAGUUCGAGUUUGGUAUCAAACGAUCAUUUAUGGGUGACGAUAACAAGGAUUACUCAGUAGACCUAAGAGGUGUUGAAGAUAAUGAGGAAGAAGGUAUUGUAGAUGAUAAUGUGCCACUUAAAGCCAACAUGUUGCGCACUGUCUUCGAUCAUAUUUGUGGUCAGAUAGAUACUCUUGUUCAGGACCAGAUGAUGGAGAUUCAAGGACAGGGACUUAAAGUGAAGGCUAUCCUCCUGGUUGGAGGAUUCGGAGAGAGCAAGUAUCUUCAUAGUCGCCUUGAAAACGCCUAUACUUCGGAAGGGAUGCAUUCUACUUACAAGCAUAGUUCGUCGGCCAUAUGCCGUGGUGCGUGCAUGUGGGGAUUGGAACAAGUACGAAAGCCUCAUCCUUCGCUAGCAGCAAACGACCUGCCGUCCUAUAGCGCCAUCGAUCCCCCGUUGACGCCCAGGAUGGAACCGACUAUCGUUUCACGCAUCUCAAGAUAUAGCUACGGGGUUCCUAUUAUGGAGAACUUUGACCCAAAGAAACACCUCUGGCGGGAUCGUGUUCUUGAUCCUAGCAAUGGCCAAUAUGCAGCAGAUAACCAGAUGAGAUGGUUGUUGAAGAGAGGCGAGAUGAUGCGGGAGAAUGACAUACUGCCGAUCGAUAUCCAACAAGCAGUCUCGCAGGUCUUGCUCUACUCUGACCAACCAGAGGCGCCCACUAGGAAGGAUGAUAGCGUCAAGAAACUGUGUGAAUUAAGCUUCGUGAUCCCCGAGAGUGUUAUGUGUAUCUCGGUGGGCUACAUCCACGGGGAAGAGAAACAGGCUUAG
Daldinia loculata is the source of this 822-nucleotide messenger RNA. RefSeq lists its product as uncharacterized. The record is from RefSeq and is a predicted model, not a curated record. The transcript has 6 exons. Bases 1 to 822 code for a protein of 273 amino acids. NCBI's taxonomy places the organism in Eukaryota, Fungi, Ascomycota, Sordariomycetes, Xylariales, Hypoxylaceae.